Sander lucioperca (pikeperch) is the source of this 808-nucleotide messenger RNA. Its product is annotated as dispanin subfamily A member 2b-like. Bases 113 to 523 code for a protein of 136 amino acids. Gene Ontology annotation, cellular component: plasma membrane. The transcript has 2 exons. The record is from RefSeq and is a predicted model, not a curated record. Lineage: Eukaryota; Metazoa; Chordata; Actinopteri; Perciformes; Percidae.
AUGUGCCAACCCUCCAAAAAAACCUCAAAAGGAAAUCAACGCCUACAUUGACAGUUGAGAUGUUGCACAACUUCAGCAGCCCCCACUCCAAACUACAGUUGAGCUGACAGCGAUGAAUCCUCUAGGUCACCCGGCUGAGAACGUUCCACUGCAGGGGAGGUAUGAUGGACUCCCUGGUCUGCCUGGAGGAUCUACAGCAAUUCAGUACACCACUGUGAACAUGACCCCCGAGCCCCCCAAGGACCACAUCAUCUGGUCCCUCUGCUGCUUUCUCUACUCAAACCCCUGCUGCCUCGGGCUGGCAGCUCUCAUCUUCUCUAUCAAGGCCAGAGACCGGAAGGUGGCUGGAGAUCUGGAGGGUGCCCGACACUACGGCUCCACUGCCCGCUGCCUCAACAUCUGGGCCACAGUCCUGGUUUCCAUCCUUGUCCUUAUUUUCAUUAUUAUAAUGAUUGUCCUGUUAGUACAGGAGUCCAGAAGUUACAACAGCUACCGCCCAUAUGAUUUCAAUUACAGAGGCUAAAUUUGAACUGCAGUAGUAUUAAAGUUGCUGCUGCUGUGGCUUGGUGAUACUUGUGUUUCACUGCUUUACGCUCAUGGCACAAUUUCUAACCUUUUAUACCUUUUUACUUACUGUACAUCCUCGAGCAAGAGAGAUACUAUAUUUCUAUUUGUGUUACAAAGUGUGAAGUCAAGUUUGAAUGCCCGACUUUUUUUUAUUAAAUUGAGAUUUCCUGUCUGCAUCUUUGUCUCAGCAAUUGUUUAAGUUUCGUUUUUCAAUAAACGAAAGUUCCAUGGUGUUCCAUAA